AAAGAAAAAGAGCGAGAAACGGAGAAAGAAAGGGAUCUGGGCUGCAGUUUGGUUUAGAUCUGAGCAGAGACGCAGGAGCGCUUUUCAGUCCGGAUUGAUCCCCUUCGAGUAGUUUCAGCUCGCAUGGAUGUUUGCUGGGAUUUAACGAGAAAGAAGUGCACUGACUUCUCGAGAAGACAGCAAGGAUCCUGACUUCUGGUGCAUUUUUUUUGGGAUUAAAUCGCAUUGAAGUAGACUACCUCAUGCUCUACGUGCCGGUAUAGAAAGUAGAUCUGAGGUUGUUAAAAGUCGAGAACUGUUUCGGGCUGACCAUCUUGGGUUAAAGGCUACUGGCUUGGAUUAUGUUACUGAGCAUAUUAUGUUAUGUUAUCAUGUAUUCUACUUGUUUUUUUCGUUCGUGACAAACAGAUAAACAGUCCAUUCCGCAGUGAUCCUGGAUAAGAAAGCCACAGUUCCACCCGCUUGAUUAUUUACAGUAUAAUCGGAUGAAUGCAUGCAUAUCGGUCGUAAUGCUGCAGCGCAUUUUUUGCGGGGUUUUGUUGUUAUAGAUGCAACAAAAUAGCCUUUAGUCUAAUGUUGCGGUUUUGCCACCAGUGCUCAUCGUUUGGCUGUGCAUGCUUUGCACGGCAUUUCACCCUCAUUGAUGUUUUGCAAAGACCUUAGAAGUAUCUGUAGUAUACCCGUACAAGAAUAAAAACCCCUUCUAGAUAUUCAAGUUGUCGUAUGUUCAGGACGAAACGCUCAGGUCUUGUGCGACGACUCUGGAGAAGUCGUUUGAUCCCAGAUAAAGAAGGGGAAGAUGGAAAUGGCAAAACUAGUGAGGGAUGUAGGGGCGAUCUGUUCUGCAGCAACCCAGAGAAAAUUCCCAAAACGGAGUUCAGACCGAUGACCCCGAGCGGGUCUCUUGUAGGGAACGUAGGGGGUGUGUGCCCCGUGGAAAGCAGCGGCUUGGGGGUCACGUCGGACCAAGAUGGGGGUGCUGUAUGCGUCCAGGGGAGCCCCCGCUCCAUACAGGACAGUGAGUGCAGGACAGUGACGUGCUGCUUAUUUAAAGACCGGGACCACUCAGAACUUAGGGGUCCAGAGACGGCUCAGGGUACCAGUGAUCCAGGAUCGUGUCACUUCAUGCUGAGGAGCCUUGGACCAGGAGACAGCAGUUCUCCUGAGGCGCAGGAGACGAUGCCACGUACGGUGUUAGAGCAGGAACUGAAAUCAGCCACAUACUCCCUUUUAAAAAGGCUGAAGGAAAAGGCGCUGGAUACCUUACUGGAGGCAGUGGAGUCCAGAGGAGGGAUGCCGAGCGACUGUGUUAUGAUUUCCAGGACAGAGUUGAGGAUUGGCGGACAUGUGGCAUCCCCACAGCUGCUUGUGUGUAAAGUGUACCGCUGGUCUGACCUCCAGCACACGGCCCAGCUCAAACCGCUCUGUGAGUGUAAGAGCUUUGGGACCCUUGACAGUCCAUCAGUAUGCUGUAACCCCUAUCACUACAGCCGGCUCUGUGGGCCAGAGUCACCUCCACCCCCAUAUUCAAGGCUUUCCCCUAAUGAAGACCACAAGCCACUGGAUCUGUCAGACUCCACCUUGUCAUACACUGAAACUGAGGCAGCCAGCUCACCAAACAUCACACCAGGGGAAUUUUCAGAUGCCAGCAUGUCACCUGAUGCCCCUAAGCAGAUCCACUGGUGUAAUGUGGCAUACUGGGAGCACCGCACCCGUGUGGGUCGCCUCUACACAGUGUAUGAGCACUCUGUCAGCAUCUUCUAUGAUCUACCUCAGGGCACAGGAUUCUGCCUGGGCCAGCUCAAUCUGGAUCACCGUAGCAGCACCGUUCAGCGCACACGUGGAAAGAUUGGCUACGGGAUUCUCCUCAGCAAAGAACCGGAUGGCGUUUGGGCGUACAACCGGAGCGAACACCCUAUAUUUGUCAACUCGCCAACGCUGGAUGUGCCUAACAGCAGAACUCUGGUUGUGCGUAAGGUGAUGCCAGGAUACUCUAUCAAGGUGUUUGACUAUGAGCGCUCAUGCCUCCUGAGGCACACCACAGAGGCUGACUUCCUGGAUGGACCCUAUGACCCCAACAGUGUGCGCAUCAGCUUUGCUAAGGGCUGGGGCCCCUGUUAUUCAAGACAGUUCAUCACCUCCUGCCCCUGCUGGCUGGAGAUUCUCCUCAACAACCAUAGAUAACACAAAUGGACCCCAUAAAAUAUCCCAAAUAUCAUCUACCUAGAUUUAAUAUAAAGUUUUAUAUAUUAUAUAAAAUAUAUAUUAUACUUGUAAAUACGGAGUCAUUUUUACAAUGUAAUUAUUUAUGUAUGGUGCAAUGUGUAUAUGGAGAGGAAAAAUAACGGAAAAUGCACUUUGGCUUAUAUAUAUAUAUAUAUAUAUAUAUAUAUAUAUGUAUAUAUAUGUAUAUAUAUAUAUAUAUAUAUAUAUAUAUAUAUAUAUAUAUAUAUAUAUAUAUAUAAUAAGGAUCUUUCAAUACCAACUUGAGAAAUUAUACAGCAAAAUUAGGGUGGGCCUGGAUUUGGUGUAUAGUUUUCAUAUACUAUUAAUAUCCAGACAAAAAGCUAACACCAUUCACACAUUGAUAAUAAAGUAUUCGCAUAAUAA
This is a messenger RNA of Melanotaenia boesemani (Boeseman's rainbowfish), 2610 nucleotides long. RefSeq names its product SMAD family member 6b (gene smad6b). The transcript is spliced from 4 exons. The coding region runs from base 724 to 2184 and encodes 486 amino acids. Lineage: Eukaryota; Metazoa; Chordata; Actinopteri; Atheriniformes; Melanotaeniidae. Gene Ontology annotation, molecular function: transcription regulator inhibitor activity; I-SMAD binding. Gene Ontology annotation, cellular component: heteromeric SMAD protein complex. Gene Ontology annotation, biological process: SMAD protein signal transduction; anatomical structure morphogenesis; transforming growth factor beta receptor signaling pathway. The record is from RefSeq and is a predicted model, not a curated record.